Centruroides sculpturatus (bark scorpion) is the source of this 3492-nucleotide messenger RNA. It is a transcript of the gene Zw10, whose product is annotated as centromere/kinetochore protein zw10 homolog. Gene Ontology annotation, biological process: endoplasmic reticulum to Golgi vesicle-mediated transport; mitotic spindle assembly checkpoint signaling; mitotic cell cycle. The coding region runs from base 130 to 2340 and encodes 736 amino acids. Lineage: Eukaryota; Metazoa; Arthropoda; Arachnida; Scorpiones; Buthidae. The record is from RefSeq and is a predicted model, not a curated record. Gene Ontology annotation, cellular component: chromosome, centromeric region; RZZ complex; nucleus. The transcript has a single exon.
GCGCCGCAGUGCGACAAAAUUUCGAACGUAAGCGAGUAAAUGGCGGCAAGUUAGUGUCGUUUGGCAAAAAUACGUUAGAAAGAUAAGUUGUUUUGAUUUAUAUUUUGAGGUUUAUAUUAGAGGUUAGACAUGUCUCUUGUGACUGACGUUCUAAGUUCGGCUGGUAAAAUGGACAAGGAGGAUUUAAAUAAUCGAGUGACGAAGCUUACUAAACGUGUAGAAGAGAUUAAAUUAGACGUUCAGGAUGCUUUAAAAUUACAUUUUGCGGAAAUUUCUCCGUAUUUUGCCGUCACCGAUUUAAACAAGAAGUUAAAUCACGCGCAGAAAGAAGUGAAAAAUCUUAUAAAUAAAAUGGAAAAAGAGAUUAAACCAGAAAUUCAAAGCGCUGUUACAGACUUUCAGGACCUUUCUGAUCAACUUCGAGAUGCCAUUACCAUUGCGGCUGUAGUGGAAAAUCUGGUUAAAAUACACGAAAACUUAGAAGCGGCUGAUGAGUCUUUGAUUCAGAAGAAUUAUUUUGUUUCUGCCCAAAAUUUACAAAAUGCCCAAGAGAUUUUGCAAGAAAUUUUAAAUUUUGAUCAAAGUGUAAAAAUUGUUGAAUUACUUAAAAUAGAGAUGAUCAGCAGAAAAGAAAAAUUACUUUAUGACCUGCGAGAGAUCUGGGAUCGGUCUGUCAUCUGGGACAUCGAAGACGGACGGACGAAAUUGUCUGUUGUAGAAGAAAAUGCAGUGGAGAGGAUGAGCCUUAUUAAAGCUCUCUAUUUCAUGAAUAAAUUAAAAGGAUUUAUCGAGUCAUUCGGAAAAAAACUGAUGCAGCACGUGUUGAAAAUGAUUUUUUCUUUCGAUGUUGGCGUAGAAGAUAGCAAUAAUUCUGUGACAGUUGCUGUUAUAAAUGAAGACCGACCGGAGCCAGUUAAAGUGUUUUUAAAUUUGAAAACUGUAUUUUCAUUCUUAUGCGAUUUGUUUUCUGAUAUUUCGUUAACCGGAGAUGAUGAUGAUAAGCAAUCUGAACUUGUUAUUAUGAAUAUGUUAGGUAGAGUAAUAGGUGAAGAAUUCUGCAAUUGCUUGAUUCGAGAUUGUCUUGAUGUCGCUCUUCCGAGCCGUACAAAAGACUUGGAAAGUUAUUCCAAUGUCAUUGAAAUGACUACUGAUCUACAAAAUAUGCUUAUAAAUUUAGGAUUUUUAUCAAAAGAUCUGUCUUCUACAUUAGAAUAUGUACAGAAUAUUGAUACUCUUUUUGCUAAUAAAAUGUGCCAGGAAUUUCUUGUUCGGGCAAGAAAUUUAUUGAAGAAGGAAUUGCACAAUACAAUUGUAGUUACUCCAGAUACAACUCCACUUUAUCAAUUAGUGGAAUUAGAUAAAACUAUUACUGAACAAACAGAUGAAAAGAUUCUAAUGCCUCAAAAAGGUUUAAAUAAUGAGAAUUUUAAAUUUCCAAAAUGUGAAAUAAGUGUUUUUACUAAAGAAAUUCUUGAUUUAAUUCAUGAAGUGCUUCAAGAAGCCACAAAAAGCAAUCAGAUUUGUGCCAUUAAACUUUUCUACAUUGCUCGAAAUAUUUGUGAACUUUAUUGUAAUGUUGUGCCAGUUUAUCAUCAGGAUAGAAUAAGUGAAAUCCCACAACAAUCUGCAAUUUAUCAUAAUAAUUGCAUGUUUUUAGCUCAUCAUUUAUUAACAGUUGGUCACUACUAUCAAAGUAAACUUCCAGUGCCUUUAUCAACAUGUUCCAUCACUUUUGUGGAUCUGAUUUCUCUGCUUCGCACUUUAGCAAAAGAUUCCUUUCUUUCACAGAUGAGAAAGCAAAAGCAACAAUUAUUACAAUAUUUGCAGGAUAAUUCUAUAUUUCUAAAUAUAUCUGCAGAUGAGAAUUUAUUGCCAAAAGCAGAACAAGCAGUAAGAAAAUGUUUGUGCCAACUUCAAUUCUUAUCUCGUGCCUGGAGUGACACUUUACCACAAAGUGUGUAUUGUCGUGCUAUUGGAACUUUGCUUAAUACAUGUUUAGAAGAAAUUAUUUUAAGAAUUAAAUGUUUAGAAGAUAUAACAGUUCCAUGUGCUACAAGAUUAAUCUCAAUUUUUAGUUUUAUUAUAAGUGAAACUCCACAGUUAUUUAAGACUCAAGAUAAAGAAGAGAUGGUGGUGGUCAAUCAUUAUGUACGUAAAUGGGACAAAUUUCAGAAAUUACAAUGGAUGCUUGGAGCCAGCAUGAGAGAGAUUGUUGACUUAUGGGCAGGUGGCAAAGGUGUUUUGGCAGCUGAAUUCAGUGCAGAUGAAGUAAAAGAGUUAAUUAGAGCAUUAUUUCAAAAUACAGAUCGGAGAGCAGCAGCAUUAGCAAAAAUACGUUAAUUUUAUACCAUUAAAUUAAUAUUUUUUGAGUAAAACAUCAGCAUAUUAUUAUAUGGAAUUUAUUCUUAUUUGUUAUUGCUUCUAAAAAAUGCAGUUUUGUAUAUAAUUUUGAUUUAAUAAAUGAAUUUUAAUGAAUGCAAAUAAGAAAUUAUAUAGUUGCAUUUAUUUCAUAUAAAAAAAUUACAUGUGAAGCCAAAAGUUAUUAAAAUGUUUAAAAAGUUAUUAAUUAAAAGUAAAAAUUGGGUUUACAGCAAAUAAUGUGAAUUACUAUUAAAAACUUUGUGUAUGAUAAUUAUGUAGUUUUUCAAAAUAACAAUUUUAAAUAUAACAAAAUUAAGAUUUUUUUAAGUGUUAGAAUAAUGAGAAUUAUUAUUUGAACUAGGAAACUUAUAUAAUGUGAUUACUAUCCUGAUCAUUGCUUAUAAUAAUGGUGUGAUUUAGUUUUGUUUAUGUUAAUGCUUUGGACAUGUAUAUAGUUGUUUUCCUAACAAUCUUGAAAUAAUUUAUAUGUAUGAUGCAUUUAUAUUUUUGCAAAAGAUAUUUAAGAAUAAUAAUGUAGUUUCAUUGAAAUUGGGAUAUAAAAUUAAUAUCCUAAUUUUUUUAAUGUUAAGUUAUAAAGUUAUAUGAAUCAUUCAAUUAUAAUGUUAGUAUUAAUGAAACUUGAGUGUUUGAUUUUGAAAUUUAUUACACAAAAUAUUAUAUUUACCUAGGAUACAAUAGAAUUUAAUUAUUAUAAUUCAUUUUAUUAGCAAAUAUAAAAUCACAGAUUGAUAAUUUUAAAACUGAUUUUAUGUUUGAUAUACUAUAUAUUUUGAUGUUAACUGAAUUCACUGUGUGUGUGAUAUUGCUUGCAUACAAAGUAAUCAUCUGUCAAAAUGACUAAAUUGGCUGCUAAAAAAGUAUUUCAAGAGAGAAUAAAAUUAAGUUACAUUAUUGUAAUAAAAUAAUUUGAAGUUGUUGUUUAUUAACUAAUUUGAAUUUAAAGCAAUAAAUAUUAACAUACUGUAUUUAUUAAUUAGUGUGUUAAACUUGCAUUUUACUUUCCUAACAUAUCUAGGAAUUGUAUAUAGGAAUAGAUAAGUUGUUAGAGAUUUGUUCUCGUCCUGUAUAUGUAAAAUUUCUAAUUUUUUCAAUCUGAAAAUUAUAUCUGAA